AUGUCCGAAGAUCUCCUUGCAAGAAUUGAAGUCUACGAGAAGACCUUGGCUCAGGAGGGACUACCAAAAGAUCCUCUGGUCCGCAAACGUCUCCAGCAAUCUGCACAGAGGCUGUCACGCUCCCUCGAGGAUAAUUUUGAUCUGACACAUCGCCUAUUGUGUUCUGUCCCUGUGGAACUUGCAGUUACUCGCAUUGGAAUCAACAUGGGGAUCUACCGGAUGCUGGCUUCGAGCGGAUCUCCUGUACCGUUUGAGAAACUCCAGAAAUCGACUGGAGCCGACCCAAGCCUUCUCUCCCCCAUUCUCAACGCACUAAUUGCAUUCAAGUCUGUCGUCGACAAGCCUCAAUCAGAAGGUCUAGCAUACUCGCUCCCAGACAGCGCAAGGUAUCUGGCCGACCCGAUAUUCUCCAAGGCAUAUCUCGAGUGCAUGGACUUCAUGGUUCCGUCUUUCACAGCAUUGCCUCAGAAGCUUGCUGCAGAGCAGUACAAGUCACCGCAGACUGAUCCACAACACGCUGCUCUCCAGGUGGCACAUCAGCAAGAAGGGACAACGAUCUUUGAUUUUCUUGUCGCCAACCCUGACGUUGCGUCUUCAUUCUCUCAACUCAUGACCACAUGGGGCCUUCAUGACCCUCAACUUCACGAGAUAUAUCCCAUCGAUCGUUUACAGAGUGGCUUUGAGUCUUCGAACUCCGAUGUGAUAUUGGUCGAUGUUGGCCGUAUCAUAGUCCAAGACUUGCUGCAAAUCAUUGCCAAUGCACCACCAAGCAACUUAGUUGAGCAUCAAGUCCACGACUUCUUUACAGAACAGCCUGUCAAAGGUGCAAGGGCUUACUAUCUUCGCCGGGUGCUUCACGACUGGAACGACGAAGAAGCAGUGAAGACUCUCACGAAUUUGAAUGAUGCUAUGACUCCAGAAUACUCGAAAGUUCUCGUGCAUGAUCAUGUACUACCGGACUCGGGGCAAGAGAUAGUGCCCGUUGCUCAGGACAUCACGAUGAUGACGCUUUGUGCAACGAGAGAGCGAACGAACGGGAGUGGGAGGCCCUGCUUUCUAGAGCUAGGCUGA
Molecule: messenger RNA, 1071 nt
Organism: Zasmidium cellare ATCC 36951
Lineage: Eukaryota; Fungi; Ascomycota; Dothideomycetes; Mycosphaerellales; Mycosphaerellaceae
Exons: 3
Coding region: 1-1071 (356 amino acids)
Molecular function (GO): O-methyltransferase activity
Source: RefSeq, a predicted model, not a curated record